Fragaria vesca subsp. vesca is the source of this 1936-nucleotide messenger RNA. RefSeq lists its product as uncharacterized. The transcript has 4 exons. NCBI's taxonomy places the organism in Eukaryota, Viridiplantae, Streptophyta, Magnoliopsida, Rosales, Rosaceae. Gene Ontology annotation, biological process: positive regulation of transcription initiation by RNA polymerase II. Gene Ontology annotation, molecular function: DNA binding; transcription coactivator activity; zinc ion binding. Bases 1 to 1695 code for a protein of 564 amino acids. The record is from RefSeq and is a predicted model, not a curated record.
AUGGAGCCGGAAAGUUGCCGGAAAAUCGAGGAGACGGUGGUGGACAUACUGAGGAGUACGAGCUUGGAUGAGAUGUCCGAGUUCAAAGUCCGAGCCGCCGCCUCGGAGCGACUCGGAAUCGAUCUCUCCGAUGUGGAGCGGAAGAGCUUCGUCCGCGGCGUGGUCGAGAGCUUCCUGAUUUCCACGGCGGAGGCGGCGGCGCCGGAGUCGGAGCCGCCGGGCGUUGGGGAAGAGAAAGAGGCGAGGUUGAAGAAGGAGGCGAAUGAGGACGGCGAGCGUUUUAUUUGUAAGCUGUCGAACAAGAGAAAUGUGGUGAUUCAUGAUUUCAGAGGGAAAACUUUGGUGUCGAUUAGGGAAUUCUAUAAGAAAGGUGGAAAGGAGCUUCCUAGUGCCAGAGGAAUUAGCUUGCCAGCUGAACAAUGGACAACGUUCAAAAAUAGUGUCCCUGCAAUAGAGGAAGCAAUUAAAAAGAUGGAAUCGAAGUUAAGAUCUGAAAUUAAUAGUAAACGAACCGAAGAUGGUAAAGAAGCUGAAGAUUUUAAACAAGCAGAAGAUGGCAAACAAACUGAAAGUAGCAAACAAAUUGAAAAUGGUAAACAAGCUGAAGAUGGCAAACGAACUGAAGGUAGCAAACAAAUUGAAAACGGCAAACGAAAUGAAGAUGGUAAACAAGCUGAAGGUGGCAAACAAUCUGAAAUUAGCAAACGAAUCGAAGAUAGCGAACAAAAUGAAGAUGGUAAACAAACUGAAGAUGCUAGACAAAGUGAGGACAUCUCUGCUUCACUGAAUGGUGUUGCUCCUCAUGAAUUUUUCUCCAUUGAAACUAGCCGUUUUAAUGGGAAGAACUACCCAAUCUGGGCACAACAAAUGGAGUUUCUGCUAAAGCAAUUGAAAAUUGGAUAUGUGCUUUUUGUUUCAUGCCCAGUCAUUACACUAGGCCCAGAAGCAAGUACCGACGAAAUUGCUCAAGCAAAGGCUGCUGAACAGAAAUGGAUGAAUGAUGAUUUUGUGUGCCGUCGCAGCAUUUUGAAUGCUCUAUCUGAUGAUCUGCUAAAUCUUUACGCAAGGAAAACUACUACUGCAAGAGAACUGUGGGAAGAUUUAAAACUAUUGCAUCUUUAUGAGAAAUUCGGAACAAAGAGAUCUCUGGUUAAGAAGUACAUGGAAUUUCAGAUGCUUGAAGGAAGACUGGUUUUGGAUCAAAUUCAAGAAUUUAAUGACAUUGCCGAUUCCAUUGUCGCUUCUGGAAUGGUGGUUGAGGAGAAAUUUCAUGUCGGUGCCGUUAUCUCCAAGCUUCCCUCAUCUUGGAAGGAUGUGAGUAUCAAGUUGAUGUCUGAGGAGCAUUUACCUUUUGCAAAGCUGAUGGAUCGGUUGAGGUUUGAAGAAGACUUGCGCAUCAGGGAGCAGCAGGGAUUACCGAUUAAUCACAUAGGUCAUCCACAAGUUAAUCAUGUAGGUAAUCCACCAGUGAAACCCAUACCAAGGAUGAGAGAUACGAAGCAGCGAAAUAUGCAAUGGAAGAGAUCGGACUCAGAGAUUGAUGGUAGAGUAAUAUGCCAAUUCUGUGGCAAGAAGGGGCACAUAUCUCAGAACUGUCGGUAUAAUAAUAAGAGGAAAUUUACCAAGCUCGAUGAUAGUCAUGAUGGAUCUAUGCCUAUGGAGGUUAACAUGCUGGAGGGGACUGUGGAUGGCUAACUUAGAUAUGCUACCAUCCCAUAUUUAACUCUUACACCAGGCAAGUACUGCUACAGUGUAUGAUAUGUACAUGUAUGCAGGAUUGCAGGUCAAAGUCUGCAUUAGGAUAAAUGUCAAUUACAUGUCUUUCUUGUAAGCAGGGUUUAGAAAUUGAUCUGUAAUGCUGUACCAUAAGGUUUUCCGGUUGUAAUGCUUAACCAUUCAUUCAUUCUUUCUUUGAAUCCUAGUGAUUGAGAUACCA